This is a messenger RNA of Drosophila rhopaloa, 528 nucleotides long. RefSeq lists its product as uncharacterized. NCBI's taxonomy places the organism in Eukaryota, Metazoa, Arthropoda, Insecta, Diptera, Drosophilidae. The transcript is spliced from 2 exons. The record is from RefSeq and is a predicted model, not a curated record. Bases 1 to 528 code for a protein of 175 amino acids.
AUGGCGAGAGGUCUCGUUAUUGGAAUUUGUUGGGCCUUACUAGCACCAAUACUUGUGAAUGGAGCCUUUCAGUUGCAGAAGGUGAUUUGCGAGUCCUCGAACACCUCGAUUUCGGAGUUCACCCGCUGCGAGAUGAAGAUUGUUCGACGGGGAGUGGCCGCAUUUUUUAUGGUCUGGAAGCUUUACAAAGUCCCCAUCGACAACGUGGAAAUCAAUGUGGCGCUGUACAAGAAAUCGAAUGGAUAUCGUCCAUUUCUCUUUAAUCAGACCCUGGAUUAUUGUUACUAUAUGCGUAAUCCCAAAGCGCAUCCAUUGAUUUAUACGAUGCACAAGGUUUUUCUACCCUCAUCCAACAUGAAUCAUUCGUGUCCAUACGAUCACGAUUUGAUAAUAAAUAACUUCGUCUACAAUAAAAAUGACUUAAAAGAUCUACCCGUACCCAAUGGGGACUAUAUGAUAAAGGUGCAAGUUGCAACUGACAAGGAAUAUCGUGUAUUUGUAAGGAUUUAUGCAACCAAAAAGGAUUGA